Molecule: messenger RNA, 918 nt
Organism: Symbiodinium natans
Lineage: Eukaryota; Dinophyceae; Suessiales; Symbiodiniaceae
Source: the annotation of a GenBank genome assembly
AUGGCCCCGGCACAUGAGGGCAGUGGAGGCAAGGUCUAUCUGUUCGGUGGCUACAACCACAACAACAACCCCGAGGAUCUGGAUCGGAUGAAUGACGCUUGGGUUCUGGAUUUGUCCGUCCCCGGCUGGGCUGAGGUGAGCGUGACGCCAGGGACGGAGCCGGUGCGCCGGGAAGGACACAGCAUGGUCUGCACGGGGGACAGCCUGCUGGUCUUCGGAGGGCAAUCAAUGAGUGGGGGCGUGUUUCAGAGACACAAUGAUCUAUGGAAGCUCACAUUGGCAACCAGCACUUGGCAGCAGUUGACACAAACAAGUGGCACGCUGCCUCCUCCCAGGAGUGGACACUCGGCUGUCUGGAAUCCCGACACUCAGAGCAUGCUCGUGUACGCUGGAGCUGAUGGUAGUACUCGUCUCAGUGACCUUUGGAGCUACAGCUUGACCACCAACGUGUUCACCCAACUCACCCCUACCGGGGGUCCACUGGGUGAUAGGUGGGAGCAUGCGGCGCUUUGGAACCCAGUCGACAACACCAUGCUCAUCACCGCGGGCUUUCGCAUGAAUGUACCGGGCACACCGGGCACGCCGUUGGGCAACGACCUCUGGUCCUACGACCCGCAGGCCAACACCUGGACCGAGUUGAUCCCCCAGGGAAGCCCGAACGCGCCUUCAGGCCGGCGCGUGACCUCCCUCGUCUGGAACACGGCCACGCAGGCGGCGCUCCUCUUCGCCGGCCACGACGGGCAGUUUCUCGACGACCUCUGGGAGUACAAGGCGGGCACCUGGACGCAGCUGGUGCCCGCGUCCAGUCCGCCGGCCCGGGGCUUUCACCUGGGCGCUUGGACUUCCACUCAGGUCAUGAUCGUCUUCGGCGGGUAUGACGGCUCUUACUUGGUGGACACCUGGCAGUACACGCCCUAA